Messenger RNA from Caenorhabditis angaria, 460 nucleotides. Lineage: Eukaryota; Metazoa; Nematoda; Chromadorea; Rhabditida; Rhabditidae. The record is from the annotation of a GenBank genome assembly.
AUGCUCAAAAUAACCGGUAAGUCAAAAAUUUACCUUCAAAUUUGAAAUUUCCUCCAAAUUUCCAGCAUUUUUCCUCCUCAUCAUGAUCCUCCUUUCAUCAAAUCAAAUUUUAUGCUCCGAUGACACCUCCACUCAAAAAUUCCUCGCAAAAUUCCAAGAACAUUUGAAGCGUGGAUUUCGUGUUGCAAUUUCUGCCAAAUUUGCUCGCGGAUUCUAUAUGCAUUCUGGAAAUAUCACCUAUAAUCGAGAUCAAAUUGUGCAUUUUUUGAUGGAUAAAAAGAGGAAUUUCGAAGAAAUAUCGAUUUUUAAUUCGACUUCGAGAACUGAAGGUGAAAGUCAGCAUUUGGUUUAUUUGAAAGUUGUUCCGAAAAAUGGAAAAAAUCGAUUUUUUGAGAUUUAUUUAACGCUUUUGAGAUUUGCUGAUUAUUAUAUUUUGGGUGGAAAUGAGAUUUUUAAUUAA